AUGAAGCUCCUUUCGGCGUCGUGUCUGUUUAUAAAUGCUCUUCUCGUCAUUUUACUCAUCUUUAUUGUGAUUGCACAAGCCGGGCGAGACUUUUAUAAAAUUCUUGGAGUCUCAAAAAGUGCCAAUAUCAAUCAGAUUAAGAAGGCCUACCGAAAGUUGGCCAAGGAGCUUCACCCGGACAAAAAUAAGGGUGAUGAGGAGGCGACGAGAAAGUUCCAAGACUUGGGAGCUGCCUACGAGGUGCUCUCCGAUGCCGAGAAGAGAAAAACAUAUGAUCGAUACGGAGAGGAGGGCCUGAAGGACUCUAUGGGAGGCGGCAGCGAUCCCUUCUCUAGCUUCUUUGGCGGCGACUUUAACUUUUUCGACUUUGGCGGCGGUGGCGGCCGACGUGAAGAGCGAGAGACGCCCAAGGGAGCCGACGUGGUGAUGGACCUCUUUGUCUCCCUCGAAGAACUCUACAGCGGCAACUUUGUGGAGCUAGUUCGCAAUAAGGUCGUCUACCGACCGGCUUCAGGGACGAGAAAGUGCAACUGCCGCCAGGAGAUGGUCACCCGCCAGCUGGGCCCCGGACGCUUCCAGAUGAUGCAGCAGCAGGUCUGCGAUGAGUGUCCAAAUGUGAAGCUGAGCAACGAGGAGAAGACGCUCGAGGUGGAGAUUGAGCCGGGCAUGGAGGACGGUCAGGAGCAGCGAUUUGUCGCCGAAGGUGAACCUCACGUUGACGGCGAGCCCGGCGACCUGCGACUUCGCAUUCGCACCAUGCCACACACCGUCUUUGAGCGACGUGGCGAUGACCUCUACACGAACGUCACCAUCUCACUGGUGGACGCACUGGUGGGCUUCCAGAUGAACAUCACCCACCUGGACGGCCACCAGGUGCACAUCAGCCGCGACAAGAUUACCUGGCCCGGGGCAAGGAUGCGCAAGACCGGCGAAGGCAUGCCAAACUACGAGAACAACAACCUCCACGGCAUUCUCUACAUUACCUUUGACGUGGAGUUUCCCAAGGGCGAGGCGCUGGACGAGGAGAAGCGCGCCCAGAUUAGGCAAAUCUUUGACCUGGAAGCGACCAAGGCGCUCGCCUACAACGGUCUUCGAGGCUACUGA
Rhagoletis zephyria (snowberry fruit fly) is the source of this 1104-nucleotide messenger RNA. Lineage: Eukaryota; Metazoa; Arthropoda; Insecta; Diptera; Tephritidae. The record is from RefSeq and is a predicted model, not a curated record.